Maylandia zebra (zebra mbuna) is the source of this 2595-nucleotide messenger RNA. It is a transcript of the gene sass6, whose product is annotated as SAS-6 centriolar assembly protein. NCBI's taxonomy places the organism in Eukaryota, Metazoa, Chordata, Actinopteri, Cichliformes, Cichlidae. The record is from RefSeq and is a predicted model, not a curated record. Gene Ontology annotation, biological process: centriole replication; spermatogenesis. Gene Ontology annotation, cellular component: centriole; centrosome.
AUUAAAUGUAUCACACUAUCACCGUGUGGGUCGCUGUGUUCUGUUUCCACUGUGGCCAGCAGGUGGCGGUGUCGGUACCAGGCUUCAUGUCUGCCGUCCACCAUUAAAGCGUAGAACAAAAAAAGGACCAUAUGUUCCGUUUGUACGGUUGGCGCCUGAAAAGCGCCAAAUUGAAAGAUACCAAACACUACUGAUCCAGCUGACUGAUGAAAACCAGCAUCACUCAGAAAUACUCUGAUAUACGAACCUUUAACGUUGAUCGAUGUUCUGACUCGUCACAGCGGCACCGCAGGGAAAGACGGUUUUUGUCAUGGAGGAGCUCUUCAACAAAGUGUUGCAGGUUAAUGUCAGAUGCAGGGACUGCGAGGAAAGAAAAGCAAAUAUUCGUGUCACAAUUGAACUUCAGCUGACAACAAGUCCAGUGCACAAAAGAGAUCUUCUAGUACGGAUAACAGAUGAUAUAGAUCCAUAUUUUCUCUUCAACCUUGCAAUAUCAGAAGAGGAUUUCCAAAGCUUGAAAGUCCAACAGGGUCUACUGAUCGAUUUUGCAUCAUUUCCUCAGAAGUUUAUUGACCUGCUUAACCUGUGCAUUUCCGAACAAACGUCAGACAGUCCAAGAUUUCUUCUUCAUUUGUCAUGUCAGUCUCCAGUGCUAGAAGGUCCCGCCAACUUCAGUGUCAUAGAGACAAACGCAUUUAAGCACCUUAACCACUUGUCUUUACGACUUUCUCAAGCUUCUGACAAAGAGGUUAAAGAUUACCUGGCAGUUUGUCUCUCCUCUCUGAAGGCAGAGAAGCAUGCCCUAGAAAUGAAGCUUAAGACGACUGAAGAUGAUCUGACCAGGCAGCUGAAUUAUGCUCAACAGACGCUGUCUGAGAAGACCAAAGAGUUGGACAAACUGCGCUCAGAGUGGACGACUCAGACCAGCUCGCUGUCCAGCCUUCAUUCUCAGGAGCUGCAGCUGGAGAGAGACAAGGCUCUGGAGUUACAGAGCAGGUUUCAGCAGCAGACAGAGCAGCUUCGUCAGGAGCUGGAGACUGCUCAUAAAAAGAGCAGCCAUCAGCUUAAUAGUCGACUGACAGAGUUGGAGGCCUCGUGCAGAGAACUGACUGAGAAGAAAUACAAGAACGAGUCUGCCAUCCGAGACCUGAAGAUUAAACUAGUUGGUGCAGACGAGGAAUGCCAGCAUUUAAAGCAGCAGGUCCUGUCUCUCAGGAGGGAAAACAGCACCCUGGACGCAGAGGUCCAUGAAAAGGACCGUUUGGUGAGCCAGAUGCAGAUGAGAGUGGCUGUUCUGGAACAGGAGGUCAAAGAUAAGGAUCAGCUGAUGAACCGCACCAAAGAAGUAUUGGAAGCCACUCAGCAGCAGAAGGAAUCAGUGGAAGAAAAUGCAGAAAGUAAGGAACUUCAGAUUCGAAAACUUGAAGCUACGGUGAAAUCACUUUCUGAGGAGCUGAUAAAGGCUAACGGUAUCAUUAAGAAGCUGCAAGGAGAAGUUCGAACCUUAGUAGGAAAAAUAAAAGUCAAAAACACUGUGACAGUGUCGCAGGAAAAGAUUCUCCAGGAAACUUCAGAGAAACUUCAGAGUGUUGAAAAGGAUCUACAAAGCGCUCAGCAGCAGCUCAACACUAAGGAAGAACAGAUUUUAAAAUUAAAUGAGCAGUUGGAGGCCACGGUACAGAAGCUAAAUGAAACCAAAGAAGUGCUGAAAACUAAUGAGAAUGUUAUAAAUUGGCUUAACAAGCAGCUAAAUGAAAAGCAGCUGUCCAGAAAAGCACGGGGUCUGGAAUCACUGGAGAAUCCUGCAGUCUCAACCACAACAGCAGGACUUGGGUUUUAUCCUCAGACAGCCAAACCUGUUGUAUCUCCCAUGGCGGCUGCUGGGAUCAAUCUUACUGAUGAGCAUCUCGGGAAGUCAUCAAACAGACAGAUUGGAGACUCUGCUGGUCUGGAUUCGAAGUACUUUGAGAAGAGAGAUGAUUGCAUCUCGAUCUAUGGUCUUUCAUCUAAUCCACGUCAAAGAGGUAAAAGUGCUCAUCUUUUAAAGAUCAGCAUCUACCACAUAUUAAUUUCAGUGCGUCAAGUUUUUCAUUUCAUGGCUUAGUAGUGUAACUCUUUUUUUUGGGAUGCAGCAGUAAAUCUGUGGGGCAACAACGCUAAUUUAGGUGCCUUUAAAAAAAAAAAUACGAAGAAAAAAUUGUUUUUUUGAUUGAGAUGCUGAAUGUGUGUGAUAAUAAGUAACAGUAAUUUGAUUCUGUUUGCUUGCUUUGUGUUCAGAGUUUCCUCAGAGUACAAAGCCAUCUAUAGCUUCAGCUUACUUCUCUGCAUAAAACAGAAGUUUCAGGAUCUGCAGAAAGAUUACAAUGGAAAUGGACUUAAAACCAUCAAGUCACGUCUUCGGCUCUUGCACAAAACUGCUACUGUUGCAUUAAAUAAAUUUGUUUUAAUGAGUGAUUCUUAUGGUUAAUUCUAGUGAUCACUGAGAAUGUAUUAUUGUAUGUGAAAUAAAAUUGUUCUGUUUUUCUUAUGUUUUUGCCCCAAACUGUGUUUUACUGUAUACAGUGUACUCUUGAAUAAACAACUUUUCCAGUCUCA